Messenger RNA from Hyalella azteca, 1020 nucleotides. RefSeq lists its product as uncharacterized. NCBI's taxonomy places the organism in Eukaryota, Metazoa, Arthropoda, Malacostraca, Amphipoda, Hyalellidae. Gene Ontology annotation, molecular function: catalytic activity. Bases 1 to 1020 code for a protein of 339 amino acids. The record is from RefSeq and is a predicted model, not a curated record. The transcript is spliced from 2 exons.
AUGGCUGUUCCAUUGACUGGAUCUGCCCUACAUGCAGACAGUCUGACCCCAUCCCAGCCAGACCCCCCUCCCCCUCCCUUCACCCUCCAGCCUCCCUCCUUGCUGGCCCCCUCCCACCUUUGCGUCCUCCAGUUUAACUGCAACAGGAUCCAAUCCAGUGCAGUUGAACUAGCUACUUACCUCACCAAGAAUGACGUGGCGGUUGCUUGUAUCCAAGAAACCAAGCUAUCCACUGCAUCCUGCUCCCCCUCCUUCCCCGGAUAUGCACUGGAGCGCAGGGACCGCCCCGGAGGUCACGGCGGCGGUCUCCUAAUCUUAAUCCGCCAUGAUGUCCCCUACUUUGGACAAGACAUCUCCCCCUUCCUAUGCGGUGACACCACCAUGAAGGCUAUGGCAAUCUCCACUCCUCUUAAUGGCUCACCUCUCUGUAUCAUCAAUGUAUACAGCCAGCUGGCCUCCUCCUGCCCCCCGGGAUACUCCCCGGAGCUUGCAGACAUCAUCUCCAUCCCGGAAGACUGCCUGAUAGUGGGCAAUUUUAAUGCCCACCAUCCCUCUUGGUUCUCCCACACGGAUGACCAGAGAGCCGCAGCGCGAGGAACCGCAGUUGACAACCUCGUCACUGGUUCCUCCCUCGCCUACCUCAAUGAAGGCUCCCAUACCCACCUCCCCUCCCAUGGCCCACCCUCCUCUCAGGACCUCGCCAUCAGCGGUCACCUACUCCUCAGCACCUCCUGGACUAUUCAAGUCACCCUCAACUCUGACCACCUGCCCAUCCUCAUCCAUCUCCCUUCCUCUGCUGAUUCCUUGACCCCCUGGGCCACCUGCUCCUAUGUCAACUUUAAAAAAGCUGACUGGCCCGCUUACACGGCAGUUGGCAGCCAUCAAAGCGGUGCUCGAGAUGGUCCCUCCCCCCAUCUUGUGUGCUGGGGAGUCGACCUUAAGGGAAGUCCUGACGACCGCUGCCAGACUUCAUACCCCAGCUGGAUUCAGCAAGGACUUCUCCCCACCAGUCAAUCCUAG